Messenger RNA from Ylistrum balloti, 1464 nucleotides. Its product is annotated as DNA-directed RNA polymerase III subunit RPC6-like. NCBI's taxonomy places the organism in Eukaryota, Metazoa, Mollusca, Bivalvia, Pectinida, Pectinidae. The transcript has 9 exons. The record is from RefSeq and is a predicted model, not a curated record. Bases 74 to 1009 code for a protein of 311 amino acids. Gene Ontology annotation, cellular component: RNA polymerase III complex. Gene Ontology annotation, biological process: transcription by RNA polymerase III.
CCACAUGCAACAUCCGGUGAAAAAGUAAACAGCCGGAGAUUGAAAAGAUGACGGAAAACGCUGAAAGUUAAAAAUGGCAACGUCUGUAUCUGUCAAAGAAGAACCAGAUGAAGCUAUAGAUUUGGAAACAAGAUUUAUUGAGCUCUGUCAGACGUAUACAGAUGGGAUAACAGAUGAAAUUAUACAACAGGAAUUUCCACAGUGUAAUGCCAAGCAGCGGGUUACUGCCAUCAAUAGACUACUGUCAACGGGAAAAGUUGAUUUGUUGAAGCGAGGCACUAAACUGGUGUAUAAACUAAAAGAUCCGGAUGCUGCCAGUCAAGCAAAAGGGUCUGACAACCAAGAGAAGUUGGUCUAUCAGAUUAUAAAGGAUGCUGGCAACAAAGGUAUUUGGAUUAGGGACAUCAGAUACAAGUGCAACCUUCUGUUAACACAAGUCAACAAGAUACUGAAAAAUUUAGAGAGCAAGAAAUUGAUAAAAGCUGUAAAGUCUGUGGCGGCCUCGAAGAAGAAAGUCUACAUGUUAUACAACUUGGAGCCAGACCGGACAGUGACUGGAGGAGCCUGGUAUAGUGACCAAGACUUCGAGUCAGAAUUUGUAGAGGUUCUUAAUCAACAGUGCUUCAAAUAUUUGGAACAGAAGGCUGCCAUCGCCAGGGAGAACCAGGUAGACCCAAUAGCACAGAGGAAUGCAGCCUUUACUUCAUUAUCUGAUGUCUGGAAAUAUAUCUCAGAGCUAGGCAUUAGUAAGGUUCAGCUAUCUGUGGAUGAUAUUGAAACAAUCAUGGAUACCCUUAUAUAUGAUGGGAAAGUGGAACGAUCUGUGACAGCAUCAUCUAGUACAGGAGAGGCCAGUUCCAAGCUGUACCGUGCAAUAAAACCACUUGUACCUACCACUGGGCUUAUGAGGAUGCCCUGCGGAUCUUGUCCUGUAUUUGACCAGUGCUGUGAAGGAGGUCCAGUGUCACCAACAAAUUGUGUUUACAUGAAGGAAUGGCUCGAGUACUGACUAAGGACUGAACUUAUAACAUAACCUUAAUGUGGGGAUCAAUUCUCAACUUGUCAAUUGCUCAGGGGUCAGUGUCUAGGUCAGAUGUUCCACCAACAAAUAGAAUAAAAAUAGUAGGUGGCAAUAAGAGGAUGGAAGAAUCAGUUGGGGACAAUGUCCACAUAUGGAAAUAUCAGUGGCAUACAUAGGAACAUCAGUCAGAGGAGUAUGUGCUCUCUCAUGUAACAGAAAUGAAGAGUGAUUUUUCUGUUUACACAGAUACAAGGUCUCCCUUGUGAAGUGGAUAUUUGAGCACACCUUGAUGAAAGAAGCAGGUUUUGUUUUUAACUAUUAAGAUUAAUGUGCUUUGUGAUAUCAAAAGAGAUAUUGAUGCAUAAUGUGUUGAUAACAAACUAUCGUGGAUAAUCUUACUAAUUAAACUAAAUAAAUUUUGAAACAACCCAUGGCUGACACAA